Messenger RNA from Linum trigynum, 273 nucleotides. NCBI's taxonomy places the organism in Eukaryota, Viridiplantae, Streptophyta, Magnoliopsida, Malpighiales, Linaceae. The record is from the annotation of a GenBank genome assembly.
AUGAUUCUUGCAGCGGUUGGGAAGGAUGUAAAUAAUCAGAUGUACCCAAUUGCCUGGGCAGUCGUGGAGGGAGAGAAUGUGAACUCUUGGAUAUGGUUUUUCAACACUCUCUCUCAAGAGCUGGGGUUAACAGAUGGUAGGGGUUGGACAGUCAUCUCGGACCAAAAAAAGGGUCUGAUUGAAGCAACUCAUGAGUUGUUUCUGGAAGCAGAGCAUCACAAGUGUGCUCGCCAUGUUUAUGCGAAUUGGAAGGCAAGGAACAAAACUGACUAG